UUCUAAAAGUCGCGCAUGAGCAGCGAAAAGUCACACACGAUUGUGAGGACACCUUUAACCCUUGUCGCGAGGGGGCUAAAGCGCAAGCGUCGAAUCGAUCCUCCAUCCCCCUCGGGAGCAGCGCGUUCGCGAAGAGCAACCCCCGGCCGACGACUCUGUUGUCGACCUAACAACAGUUCAAAACCACCCGAAAACACCACGGCAAACAUGGCGUUGGACUUUGCAGCCACGUACAAGGUACUGGUGUUGGGCGAUUCGAACGUCGGCAAAACCUGCAUCGUGCAUCGUUACUGCGACGAACGGUACUACGACACUUACAUCUCGACGAUAGGUAUCGAUUUUAAACAAAAGAUCAUUAAUCUAGAUGGAACGCCAAUUAAAUUACAAAUUUGGGAUACCGCCGGCCAAGAAAGAUUUCGAACUUUAACAACGGCAUAUUAUCGUGGCGCUAUGGGUAUUCUUUUGAUGUACGAUGUCACUAGUUUGGAGAGUUUUAACCAUCUGUCUUACUGGCUGCGAAAUAUUCAAGAAAAUGCGUCACCAGACGUGGUAAAAGUUUUAGCGGCGAAUAAGUGCGAUGCAACCGCACAUCGCGCCGUGGAUGCCGAAAGAGGCCAAAAAAUUGCCGAAAAUUUCGAUAUGCCUUUCUUUGAGGUAUCGUGCAAGGAGAAUAUCAAUAUCGAGGAAGCUUUUCUCACCUUAGCCAGAAGGAUACGGGAACAACGGGGACGUCGAGCCAGUCUAUUCGAAGCUUCUGAAAGAGAAGGUGCAGACAGUAUUAUUAAGGCUCAGUCACCGUCUCAACAAGGUGACGCCUGGAGAUGCACCUGUUAGUUCGGAUAAUCAUCGAAAGUCUAUUUGGCUGGAAACUUCGACGGCAGCCAGGUAUUAAACCCGGAUGCGUAGCAUCUCGUCCGUAUCUUGCACGAAAGGUUUUUAUACCUGUACAUACGCAACGCGAUCAGUCGUCGAACGGAGAUUGACCUGGACGCGAGAAUGGUGUAUACUUUUGCUUUGGGCAGAUCGCCCGAGCGAGUAUACGACACGAUGUACUACUACACCAUCUUGCAAUAAUCGCAACGGAUAUUAUAGAUAUAUAUUAUCUCGUAAAUCCUGCACCCUCUAUUACACGCGAGAGAACGACGACGUUGACGCAUCGCGGUGACGGAAUGAAACGGACGAUCAAUCGACGUGUGAUUAUAUCCUCAUAAUCCGCAUAAGACGUCAUUCAACGCAAACUCUCGCGUUAUGAAUCAUUCGAACACGUACAUACACAUACACAACGUAUUACAGUUAAGUUCGAGUCACAUUUGCGAAGUUAUCGCAAAUUUUAUCUAUGAUAUGCGAUUAUACGUCGUAGAUGUCUACUUAUAGAGAUACGAGUCAUAUAUACAGACUCGGCAAAACUCUCGCUAAAAUUGGAAUGCCUGAACGUAUCGUCGAGGAAUGCGAGGAUUAAUAAUCUGAUUGAUAAUAAUCGGCUGAUUUUGUCGAUUAAUUUAUACACGAACGAAUCGAGAUGAUUCUACUCGAGUUCUACUCGAGUUUGAUGUAAAUUCGAAAAUAUAUGAUACGUCAUGAGGAAAAUCAGCUGUGAGAAAGAAAAGACUACAACUGAUUGUGAGCAUUAGAAAAGAGAAUCAAUCGAAGCAUUCAAAGAGAUUCAAAGAUUUCCAUUUAUAAAAUUUUGAUGUUAAAUUUAUAAAUCGGACGCAAAGAGUCGGAUAUCAGACAGUUUAAAAAUGUUCGAUUAGAUUCACUUGGCGUAUCGAUAAGGCCUAAGGAAACCAAAAAAAUCCUCUCGAUGUUACUAAGGCGACAUUAUACAUUUUUGCAGUAAUCGACGUAUUACUAUUAUUAGUAUGUCUACGCGAAGAAGACAUCAUCAAGCGCAUUGUGAUUACUGUCUGAAAACGACAUUACUAUACGAGACUUGCGAUUACCACUGUUGUCUCUUAACGAGGACCAGGGCCCUUCCUUCAGGAAGGACUUGCGCGAUUAUAUCGAGAUUAUUUGAUACACAGAUGCCAAAGUUCGCAAAAUAGAUGUUUCUUUGUCGAAUAUAUAUAAGUAUCGAGAACCAAGCUAGGAAGAAUAGUUUUAAUAUCAAAGCGUAUGAUCUCUUUGAAUAAAAUAUAAUUCAAAAUGUGAAAAGAUUUUAAUAAGAAUUAAACGUAAGUAAUAAAAAAAUUUUAUUUGGAUUUAUUCUUGGUUUAAUCUCAAGAUAAAAAUAUUUUACAUUUUUUUGUGUGUAUGGCAAUGAUAAGUAAUUAAAAGUAAAAGGAAGAAAAUAUUUGAAAGAAGUAUUCUAAUGAUAUUAAUAUUAUGUUUAUC
Nylanderia fulva is the source of this 2334-nucleotide messenger RNA. Its product is annotated as RAS oncogene family member RabX4. Gene Ontology annotation, molecular function: GTP binding; GTPase activity. Lineage: Eukaryota; Metazoa; Arthropoda; Insecta; Hymenoptera; Formicidae. The record is from RefSeq and is a predicted model, not a curated record.